Molecule: messenger RNA, 987 nt
Organism: Microsporum canis CBS 113480
Lineage: Eukaryota; Fungi; Ascomycota; Eurotiomycetes; Onygenales; Arthrodermataceae
Exons: 3
Coding region: 1-987 (328 amino acids)
Biological process (GO): protein phosphorylation
Molecular function (GO): protein kinase activity; ATP binding
Source: RefSeq, a predicted model, not a curated record
AUGGCCAUAAAUAAAAACUUCUGCCCUGAGAACAUCCCUAUUGCCAUCCAAAAGUUUCGAAAUGAGGAUGAUGAGCUUGCUCGGUUCAAGUCUAAUACCCUCACACAACCACUAUCCGGCGGCCAAUGUCAAAUCUACAGGCUCGGAUUCUCCGACGAUGCUGACUGGGCUAUUCGAAUACCUAUACACUUAAGCUCCUAUUCUGAGGAAGAAGUCGUCUCCAUACUUAUGACAGAAAUUAAAAUCCUCAAACAUCUAGAGAAUUGCCGGUUUCCAUGGUCACCGAAAGUAAUAGGCUAUGACGUGACAUUUGACAAUCCUAUUGGCUUCCCAUUUCUCGUCUUAAACUGGAUUCCAGGCGAGCCUUUAAGUGGUUCGGCGUUGGAGUACUUUACGGAUAAGGUCGACCAGAAAAUUAUUAGAAUAUGUCAAGGCCGCCUCCCCGAACUCGAAGUCAACCAUUGCCUCCAUUUAAAAUGCGUACUCCCAGAGGUCCUACACCCCGAACUAGAUAACGCUCCGUCGUUCAUCGAACAUGGCGACAUUUCAGCUAGAAAUAUUAUUGUGGACUCGGAGUACAAUAUCAAAGGUAUUAUCGACUGGGGUUUCUCUAAUUAUCAACCUUUCCAGCUUGCUGCUAGUCUCCCUAGAUUCCUAGCAGUAGAACAUUCUCCUGACCUUGAGCUAUAUCUAAUGUUACAGAAAGACCGAGCAAACUUCCUUAGAGCAUUGCGGCAGGAAUUGCCAAACUGUUCUAUUAUGCCACUACUGUUGAGGUUAUAUUCGGCGCCAGACGUUGAUUACAGAAGGCUUGUUCUGGAAGCGGUUGUUAGUAAAGGCCGGCACAAAUGGUUUGUAGACAGACCUUUGUUAUACUCCGAUACCCCGGUAGACCUAAUGCGGGAAGUAUCUGAAUUUUUUACAAGGGAGAGCGGCCGAAAGAGCGGGCUCCAUGCCGCUGCCUUGAUGGAACGUUUGGAGCGUUGA